Messenger RNA from Patiria miniata (bat star), 2115 nucleotides. It is a transcript of the gene ufd1, whose product is annotated as ubiquitin recognition factor in ER-associated degradation protein 1-like. Gene Ontology annotation, molecular function: polyubiquitin modification-dependent protein binding. Gene Ontology annotation, cellular component: VCP-NPL4-UFD1 AAA ATPase complex. The coding region runs from base 121 to 1035 and encodes 304 amino acids. The record is from RefSeq and is a predicted model, not a curated record. NCBI's taxonomy places the organism in Eukaryota, Metazoa, Echinodermata, Asteroidea, Valvatida, Asterinidae. The transcript has 12 exons.
UUUCUCAGGUCAAAGGUUAAGGGUUAAAGUUUCAACAAAAGCAAGUCAUCGUCCGCUGAUAUCCGACAAAAAGCUUUGAAAAUCUCAUUUUCAAGAUAGAACUCAUCAACAAAUUUCAACAUGUUUGGAUUUCAGAUGUUCGGGCAGAUCCCUCAGCAGUUCAAUAAGCAGUAUCGAUGCUACUCCGUGUCGAUGCUGAAUGACAGGCAGGAUGUCGAACGAGGAGGGAAAAUCAUCAUGCCUCCAUCAGCUUUGGAUGUGUUAACACGGCAAAACAUUGUGUACCCGAUGCUUUUUAAAUUGACGAAUAAAAAAAUGGACCGAAAAACUCACUGCGGAGUGUUGGAGUUCGUCGCUGACGAAGGGAAAGUUUACAUUCCAUAUUGGAUGAUGAGGAAUUUACUCCUAGAUGAAGGUGAUUUAUUGACAGUUGAGAGCAGCAGUCUGUCCGUGGCAACCUACUCCAAGUUUCAGCCUCAGUCUGUGGACUUCCUAGACAUCUCAAACCCCAAAGCAGUUCUUGAGAAUAUCCUGCGUGGUUUUGCCUGCCUUACCAAAGGGGACAUGGUUGCAAUCAAGUACAAUGAUAAGAUUUAUGAGUUGCAGGUUUUGGAGACGAAGCCUAGUGAUGCUGUAUCCAUCAUUGAAUGUGAUAUGAGUGUGGAAUUUGCGGCCCCCGUCGGUUACGUUGAACCGGAGAGACAAAAACAGGCUGAGCAAGACACAGAGGAUAUGCAGGUUGACGGUCCCGGCUCUACACAAUAUGUAGACACAGAUGCAUUCAUGGCUUUUCAGGGUCAGGGCAAUCGUUUAGACGGCAAAAAGAAACACUCGGAUGCCAAACCAGUCCCCCUGACUGCGGCUGUUUUGAAAAGGGGUAUUCCAAACUACGAUUACCAGAAGGGGACGAUAACAUUUAUCAGAACAGCCAAGCCAGCAGUUACCAAUGGCACAAAUAGUGAGGAUGUUCCGGACUUGUUUGAGGCAUUCAAGGGAGAGGGGCAGAAAUUACGUCAAAAGCACAAAAAGAAAUGAUACAGCUUUGAUCAUAGAAGACUUUAGAAUAUGAUAUUUAUGUGAAACAACUUUGUAAGAUAUGGUAAUUGGUAUGCACUACAAGGACAUUGCCAGAAUUUCCGUUGGCCACAAGUCUCGGUAUUCCCGGGAAAUAGUUUUCAUCAUUACCGGCAGGAUCUGAGUUGAAGAGUCUCCAAGUGCAUCAUGGAAAACAGGGCUGCUUCCAAGAUGUCAAUAAGCGAGAUAUCGUCAUUUAACAUAGCAUCUUCUGAAUUGUGCCAAGAUCCAUCAAGAAUAUUUUGUGAAAAGUACAGGUGUGAAUGUUGGCAGGUGUCGCUAGAUUGAGGGAAGGGGGGGGGGGGGACACAACCCCGCCCCAACCCUGCCACAACUUUUUGUCUUUGGCAAAAUUGUGUGAAAACAAAAACACUACUUAGACAAGAUGCUAAACGUGGAUAUGUAGGCCUACGUAAUGAAUAUAAUGGUACCAUCAAGAUUGCCAUGAAGUUUAUGACCCAAUUACAAUGGAAUUUGAAACAGCAUGGUUCCUAGCAGUGUGGGUGUUUUUUUUUUUGGGGGGGGGAGAGGGGAGGGUGUGGAUGAGGCAUUAAGUCAACACAUAUAGACCAAAGGUCUGAAGCAAUGAGUCCAAUACUGAGUGAUGACCUUAUUCAGGGAGCAUAAACUUACAAGGUAAAUUGAACACAUGUUUGCUUAAUAGAAAAAAUAAUACAAAUACUUAUUUUCAAUUAAGAAUAAAACAAGAAAGCUGCCAAAAUGCUGUAUUAUAAAUGUAUAAUACUAACAACUGAUUUUCAGCAGAUUGAUACAAUGUAUGGAAAUUAAAUUUGCUGAGGAAUAUUUCUUUUUUGCCGCUAAGCAGAAAGCGACAUCUGAAAGCUGCAUGAUUGUAUCUGCCUGUAAACAUCUAAAUGACAUUAAUUCCACAUCUCAAUGGCAUCAAUUUCAUAGAUCGUGGCGGAGUGACGUCAUCCGAUGAAAACUUCUACAUGUUUUCAUUUGCACACCAGUUUUCAUCAGUUACAUGUACUGUGUGUUAUUAUUCAGCACGCCAGAAUCAAGAGCCUCGUGUUUCAA